AUGUUCGCGUCUCUACUGCGUCCCAAACGCCAGCGCGAUCAGGUGGACCAGUCACCUUUUUCCACCCCAUCUCCAUGGUCUCGGGGUCCUCGCCAUGAUCCCCGGCGGGUCAAUAGAUCUGGUGACAGCAGUGAGGAGGAUGCGCCGGAGCUGCAAGGUAUCGAUGAAGAGGAUAUGGACGAGGACUGGGACGGAGAGGAAGAGGAAGAUGGCCCACUCGAGUCAACCCCUCUGCUGCCCAUGUUCUCUGCGUCGCAUCUAGGUAGGAACAGCUCUCUUCCAUGUGCCGAGCCUGAUACUGACAAGAUUGGGAUACUAGAUGCGCUCCCGGUGUACAACAUCACUCAUGCCAUCCGCCCUUUGAUUGUCUCGCGUUGCGAAACGACCUUGACCUGGGAUCAACUCCGUUCGCCGCAGGUCUCCCAGUUCCUAAUCAAGCCAAUAUUGCUGAAAAUCAUGUCCACCCAGUUCUCACGCGCGACACUCUACGCAUUGAUGGCCAAUUGUUUACAAUUUGAGAAGGAAAUGCAUCUGAGUCCGGGGAAUAGCGGGGCAAAUCAGACACGGGCCAUGGUGAGCGAACUAUUGGCAAUCAAACUGUUACGGGAAUAUUCGACAAAGGAGUUGAUUGACGCGCUGUCUUAUGAGUUUUAUCCGCUCCAAGGCCAGGAUUCGGUCACUGCAAUGGCUCCCGGCCCCCGGAGAAAACAAGUAGUUGCUGCCCGGGUCUCUUGUCUGGAGGUGGCCAUUCGCGCACAGGCGAAACGAUUCUUGGCUCAUCCAGUGGUUGUGCAGCAAUUGGAAGCUAUUUGGGCUGGAACAGUGGUCUUUCACUCAGCCGCGGACAACCUGCAUCGCCGCGUGAAUAGGAACCCAGAAGAUAUGGACUAUGGGACCUCAAUAGACCGGAAUGGAACCCUUGGGACAUCCCCAAGCACUGGAUCUCUUCGACGCUCAGUGUCCCUCUACAAUCCCCGCGACGCGUCUUUGUUCAAGUUGUCAAGAUUGCGGGUGCCCCGCUAUCGACAGUUCCUGUCCACCUUGUCUUAUGCAGUGCUCUUAGGGCUGUUUUUGGCUGUGCUGGAACAACGCAGUCGUAGAAUCACCUCACUCGAGGUUGUGUUCUGGUUUUGGAGUACUGGCUUCAUGCUCGACGAAAUUGUGGGAUUCAAUGAACAAGGAUUUAGUCUCUAUCUGAUGAGUUUCUGGAAUCUUUUCGAUUUGGGCAUCCUGCUAUUGCUCUUCGCGUACUAUUGCUUGCGGAUCUACGGUUCAUUCUUGACCUACCCCCGAAGCCAAAUAGUCACCGAUCAAGCUUUCGAUGUUCUUGCGGCUACGGCACCCUUGCUCUUCCCUCGAUUGUUUUCCAUCUUGGACCAUUAUCGUUACUUCUCGCAACUGCUGAUUGCGUUCCGAAUCAUGGCAUCUGAUCUGAUUGCAGUCUUUGUACUCAUUGUCAUUGCUUGUUCCGGCUUCUUUGUCGCCUUCUUAAGCUUUGGUGACAGCAACUCCCCGAAAGUGGUGGCAUAUGGCUUAUUCCAAAUGCUAAUGGGCUUUACGCCUACUGCAUGGGCAAUGUGGGAAGAAUACAACUUCCUAGGAAAGGCGAUCCUCACGGUUUUCCUUUUUAUCUGUCAUUUUGUUGUCGUCACGAUCUUGAUCACUGUUCUGACCAACUCCUUCAUGAGGAUUGUCCAAAAUGCGAAUCAAGAACACCAGUUCCUGUUUGCGGUGAACACAAUUUCUAUGGUCAAGUCCGAUGCCUUGUUCUCCUACGUGGCACCCACCAAUGUCAUCGCUUGGCUGGUGACACCAUUCCGAUACUUGAUGCCUUUUCGGGAGUUUAUUCGCCUUAAUCGGACCAUAAUCAAGAUCACCCACCUGCCCGUUCUCUUUACAAUCUGCCUCUAUGAGAAGACAAUUCUUAGUGCGCAAUUUGUACAGCCAAUGGAUCUCAUCGAGCCGACAUCACCAAAUGUGACUUCGGCUCCCAAGCAAUGGGGGCCUAGUCGAUUCCGCGGGUUCAGCAGCAGGGUAUCACGUAUGGUACGAGCACCAUCAGUGGCUACUUUCCAGAAGGAUCAAGCAUUAGAAGAAGUGUUCCGCCGGCCAUACAGUGACGAUCGAAUCAGAGGUCCACCAAGCACGGUGCAUGAACGCCAGACCAACAAUGUCAUCAAAGAUUGGAUGCAGGAAAUCGGCUCUGGGCCAGCCAACGGCCCUGAUGAGCAAGAUUCUAUCGUGGUGGACCAUCUCGAGAUGAACCCACGGCGACCCAAGCUUCCCUUCCGCACUCAACUGACCUCUCGUCCUCGCAAUUUUACGGAAACAACGCGCUCAGUGGCCUCGAAUCCUGAAGACCGAACUAGUCGGAUUGCAAGCCCAAUGGUUCGACCUCGGCGCACAAGACCUGAUUCGCCCGGCCACAAACGAGCGCCAUCUCACCAUACGGAUAUGGAGGGCGAUGAUGAGUUGACCAGCAAUGAUGGAGAUUCAAAUGACGAUAAGCAAUCCGCCCAAGGGUCUAUCGGUAACACCGUGGAUCCGGCUGAGGCUUCCGAAAAGCCUUCGCCCAAGUUUUACAGCUCUCGCCCAUCUACCGCGAGAAUGAUUUCUCGCCGCAACAGCCCAACCAGACGUCCCAGGCACAAUCGUAAUGCCUCUGGUGUCACCAUGCUGUACAACCCUGUAGGAUCUCCGAACGAAGAAACUGAAGGCCAGACUACACCUCCGCGACCUAACACGGACUCCUCCGACGAGGAGCCAAUGCCUGUUAUCUCCGCUUCAAUGGACCAGGGCACCAUGAAACGACACAUCCUGGACGCGUCUCGCCCUCGAAACUCCCCACUCGCACUCAAUCAAAUGUCUGUCCCAGAAUUGGACAGCAUCUAUCUAUCGGAUCGACAAACAGGGACACGACCUCGCCCCUCCCUGCUGUUCGAUCUUGGUUCCGACCUAGGCGACAACAAGGCAGUAGCCGGUGGCCUGGGCGCUUUCACCGGUGCCGUUCCAUCCAGUUUCCAAACGCAAAUGGGCUUCGCUGCUGGAUUACGUCGCGAUAUUCCACACCAAACCCAAGACAUGCUUAGCAAGCUCGUUCUGGCCCGCAUGAACAACAUUGAAGAAGGAUUCCGUGAAGUCAUCAAAGAAGUCAAAGAUCUCCGUCGUAGUGAAUCUAGUCGGAGUCCCAGCCGACCGGAUGAGGCUCGUGGAGCAACCCGUGAGAAGAAGAAGCGCGGCGAGAAGAAGAAGCGAAGUCAUCCAUCACCUGGCAGUUGGGCUGGCAGUGGUGGAGAGCCUUCCAAGGGAGAAGGACCUGGCAAUGAUGCAUUGCCAUCUACAAAACUGUAA
Penicillium nucicola is the source of this 3351-nucleotide messenger RNA. RefSeq lists its product as uncharacterized. Gene Ontology annotation, molecular function: monoatomic ion channel activity. The transcript has 2 exons. Bases 1 to 3351 code for a protein of 1116 amino acids. Gene Ontology annotation, cellular component: membrane. Gene Ontology annotation, biological process: monoatomic ion transport; transmembrane transport. NCBI's taxonomy places the organism in Eukaryota, Fungi, Ascomycota, Eurotiomycetes, Eurotiales, Aspergillaceae. The record is from RefSeq and is a predicted model, not a curated record.